AUGGCAUUUUAUCCCCUGCAAAUUGCUGGGCUGGUUCUUGGGUUCUUUGGCAUGCUUGGGACUCUUGCCACAACACUCCUGCCUCAAUGGAGAGUAUCAGCUUUUAUUGGAAGCAACAUUAUUGUCUUUGAAAGGAUCUGGGAAGGACUCUGGAUGGCCUGCGUCCGACAAGCCACGGUCAGGCUGCAGUGCAAGUUCUAUAGUUCUAUGUUGGAGCUCCCACCUGCCCUGGAAGCAGCCCGAGCACUCAUGUGUGUGGCAGCUGCUCUCUCCUUGAUUUCCCUACUGAUUGGCAUCUGUGGCAUGAAGCAGAUCCAGUGCACGGGGUCUAAUAAGAGGGUCAAAGUGUACCUCCUGGGCACGUCUGGAGCUCUCUUCAUCCUGACAGGCAUCUUCAUUCUGAUUCCGGUGUGCUGGACAGCCAAUAUCAUCAUCCGGGAUUUCUACAACCCAGCCAUCCACGUGGGUCAAAAACGAGAGCUGGGAGCGGCACUUUUCCUAGGCUGGGCGAGUGUGGCUGUCCUCUUCAUUGGCGGGGGUCUGCUCUGCGGGUACUGGUGUUGCAACAGAAAGAAGCAAACGUUCAGAUAUCCAGCCCCUGGAAAUGCUGUGCCACACCCAGAUAAGCCCAGAAACAACAGCCUUCUCGCCUCAACUUCAUCUUCGUAA
Messenger RNA from Loxodonta africana (African savanna elephant), 669 nucleotides. It is a transcript of the gene CLDN17, whose product is annotated as claudin 17. Gene Ontology annotation, biological process: cell adhesion; bicellular tight junction assembly. The coding region runs from base 1 to 669 and encodes 222 amino acids. Gene Ontology annotation, cellular component: bicellular tight junction; plasma membrane. Lineage: Eukaryota; Metazoa; Chordata; Mammalia; Proboscidea; Elephantidae. The record is from RefSeq and is a predicted model, not a curated record. Gene Ontology annotation, molecular function: structural molecule activity. The transcript has 2 exons.